Molecule: messenger RNA, 946 nt
Organism: Vombatus ursinus (common wombat)
Lineage: Eukaryota; Metazoa; Chordata; Mammalia; Diprotodontia; Vombatidae
Gene: CDC42SE2
Product: CDC42 small effector 2
Exons: 6
Coding region: 632-886 (84 amino acids)
Biological process (GO): regulation of Rho protein signal transduction
Cellular component (GO): plasma membrane
Molecular function (GO): small GTPase binding
Source: RefSeq, a predicted model, not a curated record
UCGGAACGAGGGGGCAGUGCUGAGAGCACCGGAGAAACAGCAGAGGAGAAGCAGCCGCUAACCGGGAGAGAAAGGGAAGAAAGGAGGCGAUCAGACAAAGGAGAAGACCCGCUAUAAAGCUGGGGAAAAACUAUAAAACUAUGUUCUGUUGCACAAUGGGCCAGAAAGGAGAGAAACCUUAGUUGGAAGAAGCAAGGGGAGAAAUCUCUAGAACCAAUGGAAGAAUAGAAAGAAGGUGUGAGGAGCCACCUGGGACUGACAAGUGUUGCCUGGGGGUUAUAUCAGCAAAAGUUCCUGAUCAACACAAGUGGCAAAGAUCCACCUCCCUUGACAGCUGGUGGGAACAAGGAUAAAAGUGAUAUCCCUGGAACUAGACAACUUUUUUUUAUACUUUGCUGGUGGUCCAGAAAUAAGACUCUUUGGAAAAAGAAACCAGGACAGAAAAAACAUCUAAACUUUAUUUAUCCAGUUGCCUGCAUGAGAGACCUGGGUUCUAGGAAAGAAAAAAAUACCAGUCAUCUUUUCAGGAUAAAUUGUACAUUUAUUGGGCUGAGAACAAUUCUUUGUGGAGUGUCUGGAGCCGUGAUUUGAAAACUUCAUUGAUAUUUUAUUUGCACUUUGGAUCAUAAGCAUGAGUGAGUUCUGGUUGUGUUUCAAUUGCUGUAUUGCAGAGCAGCCUCAGCCUAAAAGGAGACGGAGGAUUGACCGAAGCAUGAUAGGCGAGCCAACAAACUUUGUUCACACAGCUCAUGUAGGAUCAGGUGAUCUGUUCAGUGGAAUGAAUUCAGUUAGCUCCAUACAGAACCAAAUGCAGUCUAAGGGAGGUUAUGGAGGUGGAAUGUCUUCAAAUGUCCAAAUGCAGCUUGUAGAUACAAAGGCAGGAUAACCUUGGGAGCCCUUUCCAGUUCGCGUGAAUUUCCAUAUCUCUUCUUUCUACUGUUUUGUU